AUGUCGAACAACAAAAUUGGACUAGAGUUGCCAAUGAUGGGCUCUUCUGCUAGUGCCGGAGAAUCGCAAAGGAAACAGCAGCAGGAAGAAUGCGUGUCUCCGUGCCUGGCAAAUGGUUGGUUCGUAAUCCUUGGUAAGAAGCUUAAUGAAAAGAUCGAAAAGAACGACAAGAACGAAAAGACCGACAAGAAGGACAAAAUCGAUAAGAACGACAAGAACGACAAGAACGACAAGAACGAUAAGAUCGACAAGAAUGACAAGAACGACAAGAACGAUAAGAACGACAAGAACGACAAGAACGACAAGAACGACAAGAACGACAAGAACGACAAGAACGACAAGAACAACAAGAACAACAAGAACAACAAGAACAACAAGAACGACAAAAUCGAAAAGAACGAACGACAAGAACGACAAGAACGACAAGAACGACAAGAACGACAAGAACAACAAGAACAACAAGAACAACAAGAACGACAAAAUCGAAAAGAACGACUAGAACGAAAGAUCGAAAAGAACGACAAGAACGAAAAGACCGACAAGAAGGACAAAAUCGAUAAGAACGACAAGAACGACAAGAACGACAAGAACGAUAAGAUCGACAAGAAUGACAAGAACGACAAGAACGAUAAGAACGACAAGAACGACAAGAACGACAAGAACGACAAGAACGACAAGAACGACAAGAACGACAAGAACGACAAGAACGACAAGAACGACAAGAACGACAAGAACGACAAGAACGACAAGAAUGACAAGAACGACAAGAACGACAAGAACGACAAGAACGACAAGAACGACAAGAACGACAAGAACGACAAGAACGACAAGAACGACAAGAACGACAAGAACGACAAGACCGAUAAGAACGACAAGAACGACAAGAACGACAGGAACGACAAGACCGAUAAGAACGACAAGAACGACAAAAACGACAAGAGCGACAAGAACGACAAGAACGACAAGAACGACAAGACCGAUAAGAACGACAAGAACGACAAGAACGACAGGAACGACAAGACCGAUAGGAACGACUAG
This is a messenger RNA of Malaya genurostris, 1038 nucleotides long. RefSeq lists its product as uncharacterized. Lineage: Eukaryota; Metazoa; Arthropoda; Insecta; Diptera; Culicidae. The record is from RefSeq and is a predicted model, not a curated record. The transcript is spliced from 4 exons. Bases 1 to 1038 code for a protein of 345 amino acids.